This is a messenger RNA of Acaulospora morrowiae, 544 nucleotides long. The record is from the annotation of a GenBank genome assembly. Lineage: Eukaryota; Fungi; Glomeromycota; Glomeromycetes; Diversisporales; Acaulosporaceae.
AAAGUAUUGAUAAGGAUUUAUCUAUUUCGCAAGACAUUCGGGAUAUUGUACAAAAUCUCAUAAAAAACAGAAAGAUUCGAUGGGGCUUAUGGCCAGGUGCUUUGUACCUAUUGGAACUACUAGUAGGAACCAUACAAGUACUGAAAUGGAGCGCUGAUAUCAAAAAAAUAAAUAGCUUAUGGGAAAAAGCUACUAAAGAGGAAAGGGCAUCACCAUCAUCAUCUAUGUUAGGGAAGAGGCAGAGGGAAGCAAACAUAGUAGAUUCAUCUUCGAAAAAACAAUGUGUAGUUCCCGACAUAAGUUGCUUCUGUCCGGAUGUAGAAGUACCUUUGCAAGCUAACGGGUCAGUAGAUGUUCUUGAGGUGGUGAAGUCUACUGUCCGUACAUUCAACCCAAAAAAAAUUGCUCUUGGAUCUUCCCGCUCCUAUAAGAGCUCGAAUCAUUUGCUAGUAGAUUCUAAACAGAAUGUGAAAGUUCCCCGGGAAAGUACCUAUGAUGCUGAGAUGUAUAGAAUCCUAGCAAAUUGGCUUGCAAAGGUACAUGG